GAAUUUUUUUUUACAACAUUAAAACAAGUUAUUAUUGUUUUGUACUUUUGUAGAUAACAACUUUGAUAAAAAUUUUGUUGCGGUCGCUACGGAUAAAGUUUGUUUAUCAUUUCAUACAACUUUACUAUGAAUCUAAACUUAUAUAAAAUUUCGCUUGAAUAGAUAUUUAUUUGUGGGCACGAAAAAGUAAUUGUCAUAGUAUCAAGGUCAACGAUUAAUUUACUGGUGCUUAACACUAAUUGUAAAAAACAGAAUAUAAUUUAAUAGCAUACUACCACCAGUAGUAUUUGCUACGUGAUAAUAAAAUGAAAUUAUUUAGAUCAGUCGGGAAGUUACUGUCAAGCGUAACAACUGCUAGAAAUUGCAAUUUACAUUUUCGAAAGUUUUCCAUAAACAUGGCCAAUAUUGCCCCCAGAAUUCCGUUUAGUAAUGAUUUUUUUUUUCGUCAGCUUUUCGAUACCGUAAGUAGUACUUAUACGUAUUUAUUAGCCGAUACAAAUACAAAGGAGGCAAUAAUUAUCGACCCGGUUUUAGAACAUGCUAAAAGAGAUGCUCAAUUGAUAAGAGAACUUGGAUUUACUUUGAAGUAUGCCAUGAAUACGCAUAUGCAUGCUGAUCACAUAACUGGGACCGGAUAUCUAAAACAUUUAUUACCAGGAAGUAUAAGCGUAAUAUCAAAAAGUAGUGGAGCUAAAGCUGACAAACAUAUUGUUGAAUAUGAAAAUGUUCAAUUUGGUCGACAUCAAAUUGAACCACGUUCAACACCUGGGCAUACAAAUGGUUGUAUGUCAUACGUUAUUCAUGAACAAGGUUUAGUUUUUACUGGAGACACAGUUUUAAUUCGUGGCUGUGGUAGAACUGAUUUUCAAGAGGGUAACCCUAAAACUUUAUAUGAAUCAGUGCACAAUAAAAUAUUUUCAUUACCUGACAACUUUAGAAUAUAUCCAGCUCAUGAUUAUAAAGGUCAAACUGAAAGUACAGUAGGAGAAGAAAAAUCUUAUAAUAGCCGCUUAACUAAAUCUUUGGAUCAAUUUGUUGACAUAAUGAAUAAUUUAAAUUUGCCGUAUCCAAAGAAAAUUGACGUUGCGGUUCCGGCUAAUCGAGAAUGUGGUUUACACGAUAUUCCAGAAGAGAAAUAAGGAAUUAAGGAGCUAUAUUCAUUAAUUUUCUUUGACAAAGUUUUGUUAUCAUUACAUUACAAUUAAUGUUACUUUAGUUAUUUUUUUUGUUAUAAAUGAUAUACUAAACAUAUAAUAUAUUUUACUAUAAUAUAUAAAUCAGAAAGCUAGGUGAUGUAAAUAAAAUAUAUUUUUAUACCCAAACAA
This is a messenger RNA of Condylostylus longicornis, 1325 nucleotides long. RefSeq names its product persulfide dioxygenase ETHE1, mitochondrial. The transcript is spliced from 5 exons. NCBI's taxonomy places the organism in Eukaryota, Metazoa, Arthropoda, Insecta, Diptera, Dolichopodidae. Bases 306 to 1139 code for a protein of 277 amino acids. Gene Ontology annotation, molecular function: sulfur dioxygenase activity. The record is from RefSeq and is a predicted model, not a curated record. Gene Ontology annotation, biological process: glutathione metabolic process; hydrogen sulfide metabolic process.